AUGCCUCUAGUUCGUCGAAACACCGAUACUUAUGAGGGGUGUCUUCGUGAUCUUCAAGCCUUUCUCAAGAACUCCAACUGGUCUCUGAAUCUCGUUACUCGAAUCUUCUACGAGCCACUUAAGUCUAUCCUGACCUCUCUGGCUGAUGAUCCGUCCACUGCCAGCACAGGUCUUGGAAAGGCGGCAGCUUCGGCACUGACAAUGUUUAAAAUGGCCAAGAGCUUGGUGGGUGACUUGAACAUCCUUUCGGAGGUUUCUAAUGAUAUUUUCGACAGUACGGUACAUCUUCUGAAUUAUUGCCUGCAGGUUGGUAUUGCAAUGCAUUUUAUUCAAAUUUUGAUCAAUUUGUAG
This is a messenger RNA of Rodentolepis nana, 351 nucleotides long. The record is from the annotation of a GenBank genome assembly. Lineage: Eukaryota; Metazoa; Platyhelminthes; Cestoda; Cyclophyllidea; Hymenolepididae.